Messenger RNA from Aspergillus ibericus CBS 121593, 3109 nucleotides. RefSeq lists its product as uncharacterized. NCBI's taxonomy places the organism in Eukaryota, Fungi, Ascomycota, Eurotiomycetes, Eurotiales, Aspergillaceae. The transcript has a single exon. Bases 267 to 2903 code for a protein of 878 amino acids. The record is from RefSeq and is a predicted model, not a curated record.
AUGUUUACCAAGACGGUGAUGGAGCAGGAGCAGGAUCUGGCUCAGGCUUAUGGAACACUAUCAGGGAAGCCGCAACCAACGCGGAUCCAACGACAUGUACCGAACUGGCAAGAGCCAGCUCCUUCCCCCGACUCUCCCAACAAUGGUCUUCAUCAAUCUGAAUACAUCGCUGCAGAUGGGAGCACCGUCUCUAGUACAUCUAUAUCACCUCUCUAUCAUACGUCCUGUUCAGAAUACGGAUCUCCCUCUAAUCUGAUAUCAACGCCAUGGAACAUCUGCGGAGAUCUCGAUCGUCUCGAUCUAUCAGGAGAAGCCAUCACAGUUCCCAAUCAACCGAACCCUUUGACCCCGAGCUUGCGAGGCUUCAUGCUACUACCGCAGCGUCUCGAGCUAUGCUGCGCUCCAAAUGCUCCUAUGAUGCUUUAGGCGGUCCCAGUAACAUGGCCGUGCCUCAGAGGAAACAUCGCUCGGCCGAACCCCCGCAAAGACCUAACAAUGUCCCGGUUGGUCCUGGGACUUCUUCUCGUCGAUCUACGGCCGAUAAUUUGGGUGCCUCGAGUGUCGACCCAUCUUUAUCAGCCGCUCUGCCUUCAAUAAGCGAGUUUCGAGGGCUCGACGCCGGUGUUGCUGCUUUGCCUUCUUCCUACCGACGACUUCGCAAGACUCGAUCGAUGUUCUCGACUGGGCAGCGCUAUUCUCGCGGAACCUAUGGAUUAUCAUCUCCUGACUCCCUGAAUAAAAAUCUCGCGGGGCAAGUGGAAUCCCAGGUUAGUCCGCACGCAGGUGGCACAUUGAGGCGCUCCAUGUCAUUUUUUCGGGGGGACAACCGAGCCUCUGAUGCUCUCCGGCAUGCAAAGAGUCACGACGCGGCGAUUGAACUGGCACGCAAUAAUUAUCAGCAGUCAGGGGACCAUCUGUGCCAAUCCAGGAAAUCAUCACUACCAGUCCUUAAAUUGAGACGGGAGCACAAGCCAUUUAGGAAAACGCUCCGUACCGCAGUAUCGGAUGCAGAUGCAGCAAGCAUACCCUCGACGCAGAGGACUGUUAACACCUCAUCCUAUGGAAAAGCCAGAUCACUGUCUUCGUCUAUUAAGAAAGGGCUGAAAAGGGUGUUAGGGCUCUCCAAGCCCUCAGUCCAUCUACCUACUGAACAAACAUCAUCUUAUGAUCAGCAACGGGCCCAGGAGGCACAGCCAACUGUAUUCGAGAUGCACGCGGGCUCCCUGAAAAAAAGUGCCGAGACGACUGACAUGACGCCGUCGGAAGGUGCUGAAGGUCCCGUGCCACACCACGAAAUUAGGAGAACUGGAAGCUCUGAAAGUCUUGCCACAAGCCGCUCUCGGGUCACGAGUUGGGCCGACUCGACCAUAGCAAAUACCAUUGUCACACCUAAAGCCGGGGACCGCAGCUCCUUAUCUAUAAUCAACGAACGGGAGAGCUCGAUUCCCAAAGCCGAAGCGUCUGGAAACGAUUCGUUCACCAGAUGGAGCCCCAUCAGACCCGACGGUAUGAUCGACAGCCAGCGUUUAUAUUCCGCACUGAUGAAGCGCAUUGAUGGAAACAAUAAGCAGAACGCAAGCGAGGAGAUCGUCUUUGGUCACGUCAAGGAGCUCCGCGCGAUCCCGACUCCAGCGCCCUCCAUGUAUACACGUCGUAGUAGGCAGACAAUCCGUCUCAUCGCCAGCGAUGAGUCUAUCCAAACUCCGGGAUCAUAUACGACAGCUUACGCGGAUACGAUGACUCCUCGCGAGCCGUCGCAACGCGUAGUUCAGCGUAUUCACGGACCACAGCACUUGCAGGAAGGUGAAGUUCAUAACCCUUACGACUCUAGUCACGGGGAUUCGUCAAUCCAUGCAAAUGAGACGCACGAAGAAGACGCAAAGGGUGUGGUCAUGGAAACACCGCAGAGCCCAGAUACAGGAUUCGAUUCCCCUAGCGUUUAUUCGCGUACGACUAGUGGAAAUUCGCCCAGCACGACGGACCUGAAAAUAGCCACCAAUGGCCCUGAAACAGAGGAGGAGCCAGGCAUGGCAACAAUUUUUGCGAGCCAGCGCACGGCUUAUAGUUCCCCGAAACGGGGCUUCGGCCCGGGCCUCCAGGGGUCACAGCGACCGAGUGCUGAUUGGCAACAAUGGAUGCACUCUCAGAUGGCGAGAAUCGAGAAAACCGAGAACCUUGCACCAGCAAGAUAUCAUUACCGAGAAGAUGCACAAAUCCAUGACGAAGGGACGGCCUUUCCCUAUCGGACCCCAGCUCAUGAUAAAGGGGACUUUCGACAUGGGUUGCUUGAAGAUGAUAUGUGGACCACUUGCAAAGUAACUGCAAGAAAUAACUUUUCACGUCCAUUCAGCCGGUCGUCAAGUAUACGCACAACAGUGGCAAUUCCAAAGGAGCAGUCCAAUACUCCCCUGCGUCCACCCCCCCCUUCGGCCUCAAGCUCGCCAAAGAUACCAAGCAACUCCAGCGGACAUAGCUUCUUUCUUAACCAGGCUGAGACACGAUCUAACAGCACCGCAUUAUCGCCAGUACAUUUGGUAUCGACUAACCGUCUUCGAACUCCCGAGUCCCCGACCCCAAGAAGAGACGCGACCGACAAAAGUCAGUGGCAAGCAACUAGCAGAAAGCAAGGGAGGCACCCUUCCAGACAGCUUCCAGGAACUCGAGACUUGAAAACUUUCCAGGGCAGAUCUGCACGUGCCGUCCGCGAUAAUAAGAAGCUGACAGAUGAGAACCUCAGAGCUGAGAGUCGGUAUCGCGAUGUCACAAAUCAAGAUAGCCCACUUCAGAGCACGUUCUCGCCCAUUUCGAGCAAGCGUAUGGUAGAGAUGUUCCUAGAAAGCCGCCGUCACCAACCGGGGGCCGAGAUGCCUGACGAAGCAGCAUCUGAAGGCGCGUUCAUCUAACAAGGAUAGGGUAACAGGACAAGCAGGUCUACGUUGGUAUCUCUGCCGGGAAAGAGUAUCUGUUAUACACUUCGUUUUCCUCUGGCCAUGAACGGCGCUGUGAUGAUCAAACAAAUGAUUAGGACUGCAGGUGAUAGCACCACAUAUCAAGUUAAGUUCUGAUAGUGAUAGUGACAGUGGCAAUAAGCAUACCAUAUCAUUGUGAA